Messenger RNA from Etheostoma spectabile (orangethroat darter), 1342 nucleotides. RefSeq names its product alpha-2-HS-glycoprotein 2 (gene ahsga). Gene Ontology annotation, cellular component: extracellular matrix; blood microparticle; extracellular region. Gene Ontology annotation, molecular function: cysteine-type endopeptidase inhibitor activity. Lineage: Eukaryota; Metazoa; Chordata; Actinopteri; Perciformes; Percidae. Bases 97 to 1209 code for a protein of 370 amino acids. The transcript has 7 exons. The record is from RefSeq and is a predicted model, not a curated record. Gene Ontology annotation, biological process: negative regulation of endopeptidase activity.
CUGCAUAAGCUUGGCCCCUUCUCUUUACCUUCAUCAUCUUCUCAAAUGCUCUGAAACGUUUUGGUUGCCUGUGCAUCUCUCAUCUCUCUCACAGAAAUGAAUCUCCUGGGCAUUACUGUAGUUCUGGGACUACUGGCGGGGGUCUGGGCUCAGAUCAAUGUUGUAAGACCUCAGUGUGACUCCCCUGAGGCAGAGGAGGCUGCUCAGGUGGCUCGGGAUUACCUCAAUACCCAGCACACUCAUGGCUACAAGUAUGCACUGAACAGGAUUGAGGACAUCAAGAUCUAUACUAAGCCUGAUGGAGACAUGUAUGUGCUGGAAAUUGACCUGCUGGAGACUGACUGUCAUGUGUUGGAUCCCACACCUCUUGCCAACUGCACAGUCAGGCCAAAAAUAUUAACGGCAGUAGAAGGCGACUGUGAUGUGGUGCUGAAGAGGGUCAGUGGAGCUCUGACUGUCACAGCUUUCAAGUGUAAAACAGAAGAAUCAACAGAGGACUUCUGUGUGGGCUGUUAUACCCUCCUUCCCCUGAAUGACACCACAGCACUGGAGUUUGUCCAAGCUUCUCUGGCAACCUUCAAUAACAUGACUGUGAAUGGAACAUUCACCGUUAUGGAGGUUGGAAGGAUGUCAUCACAGGUUGUGUCUGGUGGGCCAAUUUAUUUUGCAGAAUAUAUUGUAGUUGAGGCUAAUUGCAUUGAUGAUGCCUGCGUGCCCCUGAAUGACACCAUGGCUGCACGUGGUAUUUGUACUGCCAGAGGUUUCAGCACGGAUCACACAGUGGACUGCAAGAUGUUUUUAACUGUGAUGCCUGUGGUAGAUGUCAACAGCACUGCAACUCUUGCCAUGUCACCAGCAGUCCACGCACACACAGGCAGCCUGUCACCCAUGCACGGUCUGAGGCACCACAAACUGACUACUCUCUACAACCCUCAUCUCAGUGGCCUUCUGUCUGAAUCAGCAGAGUCUGCUGAAGUUGUACCUGCAGGCCCUACAGUGACUGAUACUGUUGUAACUCCUGCACCUGCUGCAAAUCCUGAUCCACUUACGGACACUGGAUCAGCCUCCGAUUCCUCAGGCAGUGCUGAAGUCCCUGUUGUGUUAGUAAAGAGAGAUGUACCUGCCCCUGCAAUUGUUGACACUGUGACUCAAAAAGACCCCAUUGCUUUUGUGCCAGUGUUGUGCCCAGGAAGAGUCAGAUUCUUCUAGUGUUUAGGUCCAAAAGACCAUCUCAUUUAUGCUUCCUUCAGUCACACUGGCACAAGAGUAAUGUAUGGCUACAAUGAACAUGUCCUGUGUUAGGUAGAUGUAACAAAUAAUUCCUACAAACAAAUGAAAUUGU